This is a messenger RNA of Ostrinia nubilalis (European corn borer), 1905 nucleotides long. RefSeq lists its product as uncharacterized. The record is from RefSeq and is a predicted model, not a curated record. Bases 1 to 939 code for a protein of 312 amino acids. NCBI's taxonomy places the organism in Eukaryota, Metazoa, Arthropoda, Insecta, Lepidoptera, Crambidae. The transcript is spliced from 7 exons.
AUGCCGACACCUGACGGGAGCUUGAGCAAGUUCCUCGAAGGCGGCUUCGGGCAGGCAGAACUCGUGGGCGCGGCCGGCUGGCAGCCCCCGUGGCGGGCUCCGCUGCAGCGCAAGGCACCUUUCUACCCCGGAGACGAUAUCUACCAUGCCGACACCUGGAGGGAGCUUGAGGUCACGGACGUGGUGGGAGGCGCGGGAUACAACGCCUCCGUUACCCCGCAUGGUACUGUUUGCCUCCGACUCCGUGAUAGGGUGAAGGUGGACAUGACGAUCGACGGCGCGGUGCGCGUCACCAACGCCAAGAACAACAUUAUCCUGGCGCUGUCCCGGUCGGGCGCCGCCGCCGCGCUCAUCCACCCCAACGGCCGCGUCUACCACUACGGCUCCCGCGUCGAGAUCCAAGCUCGCCACCAGCAGGGGAAUAACAAGUACGCAAAGAUGUGGUACAAGGGCGUGUCGUUCACGGCCGAACAGUGCGCACUGGUGUACCUCGUGGACGCGGCGGGCACGCGCACCACCACCGACACCUUCCUCGACAUGAGCCAGGACUUCACGCUCAACGUGUUCUACAACGAGUCGCGCCACGGCCCGUCAUUCGUCAAUGAAGCGCUGUCGCUGCUCCAGGCCGCUCAGUACUGGCUCACCGACGACGGCAUCGAUAACUGGAUCAUCAACAACGUGCGCGUCAGCCAGACUGCUGACGGACUUGUCAGGAUCCAUCGCUGCAGCCACAAGUACCAGCUGCGCACGAGCCCCAGCAACGGGUCGGCGUCCAUCACUAGCCCAUUCCUGCACUGCACCGCCUCGCUUGGCCAGACACAACACCUUUUUGUGCGCCGCGGCGAGAGGCGGAUGCACUUUGACGGCAACUCCUUCAUCGUCCGCAACGCCGGCCACUCGGCCGGCUUCGACGACAAGAACCAACUCAAGGUGUACUAGCAACCCCACGCCAACAGCCGCUGACAACUCGACUGACUGGAAUGUUGUACAGAACUCUUAGCCCGCACACAACACGAUGGUUUCUUCUAUUUUAUUUACUUUAGAUGUACGAAACACGUGGACAAGUCGCUUUCAAAGUUUCCGGUGAAUUAGUCGUUAUUUUUAAUCAGCGCCAGUGUGUAAAGCUUACCCGAGUUUUUGAUUAUUUAUUUCUAAUCGCAUUUUUGGUGGCACUGCCAAGCUCGCCUCAACGAAGACUUGUCGCUCGAGUCAUAGUAAUUAAGAUUACAGUUUCAUGAUUAAGUGUUAGAUCAUCGUCUCAUGAUGUGCGUACUGACUUACUCUAACGGUAUUUUAUUUUUAUAGCUUUUUGUAUACGUUUUCUUUUUCUUUAAUAAUAUAAUAGUCUUGGAUCAACGCUUUUGAGUAUUAGAAAAAGUUAAAAUACUCACACCUUUCAGCCCUUAUCAGGCUACGCCUUUGCCCGUAGCCGUUACCCUACUUUGCAACUCUAAUUACCGCUUAUUGAAAGCAGUGUUUUUCUUCGCCUGUUUUUAUUAUUUUAUACUCGUUGAUUUUGUAUUUUUACGCAUUUUAUACAAACCGUGCGUCGAAGGCUGAAAUACCAUAACGAUUCAAAUUAAAAUUUGCACCUAAUUAAUUAGGUGUCUAACAAGAAUGUUAAAAAAUUGCCAAUCGAUGCAUUGAUUGAUAACAGUUUAACAGCAAAAUGAUCGAAGAUUUCACAUUACAGUAACUUAAUGACACCUCUUUUUAACAUAUUUUGAAAGUAUCAAUUAUUUACUUAUUACCUUACGCAUAGAGGAGUAAAGCUUGGCAGUAUUUCAAAUAAAGAUUUAUUAAUAAGAAUUAGGAAAACUCGACUUGUCCUAUAUGUUUCAAAAUGUAUGAAAACUUCAAGUAUAUAACUUUAUUAUGAAAUAAUAAAGCCUUUUUCUCUUCAUA